Messenger RNA from Neopsephotus bourkii (Bourke's parrot), 925 nucleotides. RefSeq names its product tudor domain-containing protein 7-like. The record is from RefSeq and is a predicted model, not a curated record. Bases 305 to 754 code for a protein of 149 amino acids. Lineage: Eukaryota; Metazoa; Chordata; Aves; Psittaciformes; Psittacidae. The transcript is spliced from 3 exons.
UGGUGAGCCUUUGCAGGAGGAGCAAUGGCAAAGCGAAAGGCUGAAAGGCUUGCCAGUGUUGUAAAGCAAGAUGGUCAGGCUGUGGGAUGGGAGUGAGAGAGCAGGCUGUUUGUUGGUGGGGCCCUAGCUCCUGUGGGAAGGUGACCGAGAGGCUCUGCUGGCUGCUCUGCUGAUCUCUGCUGCAAAAGGAGAGGGAGGUCUCCAAGAGAGGUCUCCAAGUCUUCGUUGUCAGCUGAAGCCUUGGCUGGCAUGAUGCAGCAGUUUGAGGCAUGGAAGUGGCUGGAAAUCCUUGUGCAGGCUGUGGAUGAGCCUGUGCCUUACUGACUGCUUUCCCUCUGUCCUCUUCCUGCUCCCCCAGGUCAUUUGCCAUGCUGUUGCUUGCAGCGAGACUGAGCCAAUUGCUCAGCUGGUGGCCCGGCAGAGGAGUUCCAAGAGGAAGACGGGACGGCAAGUGAACUGCCAGAUGAGGCUGAAGAACACGUCUCCAGUCAAGCUGGCAGGGAAGCCCAAAGGAACUUUGAGACAGCCCAGGUCUUUGAGCGUGCCAGAAGAAGGCAGCAAGAGGCCUGUUCCUCGCUUGGCACGAAGCAGAGGAGUGGCGGGUGGCGUGGUGAAAGCCACUGUGGAGAGUGCCCGUCUCGCCUUGUCACCAGCUGCUGGGAGUGGACCACCUAAAGAAAUGCCCAUGCAGAGACACAUUACUGUGGUCAACAGGACUGUGUCCAAGGAUGAAUGUCUUGGUCAUGCAGCUUGAAAAACAAAGUUUACCUAUUGCACUGCAUGCUAUUGUCUUGCAAAGAUGCACCACAAGCCCACCUGCAGCACUGGGAGGAUUUCACCACAAUCUGCACGCACAGUGAACCCAAGACCUGCAGUGUUUUACCCACUGGACAGCCUGGCUGGGUCCUGUAAUUGCUUUAGUUGA